AAUCAGUCAAGAGAAAAGACAGUUACACUGGGCUUCCGUCUCAAUGGUAUAACCAUGAAAGACAUAGGAAACCCAGGAAAGGAGCCACCUGAAGACCAUUCCUCCAGGCGCCGCGAGGAUUGGCCUCUUGAGUCGGAGCCAAAGUUACAUUUCCCGCUUGUAACCCAACGGGACAUCGUCCCUGUGGCAGAUAGUCGUGUGACGCUCACGCCACACGAGCCCAGCCGCUUCCCGACACUUCACGGAACAGUCUCGCUGACCUCCACCGCAGCCACACUCCACCCAAGGCUUCAGGUGACAAAGUCCACCGCGCCUCAUGGAAGGUUGCCUCUGGCCAGGAACGGGGUGACUCAGAGGGAACUGCGAGCAGCAGUUGGGCCGAUGGGCCGGGCACCUGGAGGAGACCCUAGGAGCAUCGCAGCAGCUGGUCAGUCCGCACACAUGAUGCAGGCCGGCCCCUCUGGGAGUGGAUUGGACCUGACGGGCUCUGCAGGACCGAGGCCACUCAGACCACUGCCUCCUGCAGACACGAGGCCCAGGGAGCCCAGCAGACCCACGCAGCCGAGAGCAAGCAGGCGCCGCAACAAAACAAUGCAGGGUGAGGCGGUCCAUGCAGAAGAGCCGUCCCGAGUUGUUCGCCUGGAACCAGUUCCACCACCACAGUCUCCGGCAGCACCUAGCGACAUCGGGAGGCGCCCAGGAAGACGCCGAGCAAAGCACAAUCGUGACUCUCCGGCUGAUACGUAUGUGUCAGCAAACACAAAUGAAUGCGUUUGCUUCGCUGCUGGUGACAGCAUUAGCACCAAUUGGAGUGAGUACCAGGAAAGGACCAGGCCACGGACGGCACCACGACUUCCUCCAUUCGAGCGAUCUCCACUGGCCCCGAGGCCACGUCUUCUACCCAGGAGGCCACAAAUGGAGCCCAGACGCCUCAGUAGCACUGUUGACCAAUCCACCACACUCCCUCCACUGAGUCAGAAUGCAUCUAUGGUCUGUAACAUCAGUGAUCAACAGCAGAUGAGAGAGCUCCAGCAGGCAACCAGCGUGCCUCACAGCACAGCCUGGGAUCACGAGCCACCACACAUGAUCCUGUCCGCCUUGAGAGAGACGCAGCAGCAAGCAUUUGUCAGCCUCCACGGCCGUGGGAGUAACGUAGCCGCUUCCUCUAGGACCCAGAGGGACCCUGGGUAUGAGCAGGACGUGCACAGUGUCAUCCCCGAGCACGCAGUUCCACUGGAGACUUUGCAAAGCGACGCCAGAGAACGCAGACGCACCUGCAGACCGCCGCACAGGCGCCGGAGACGCCUCACGCUCGCCUUGCCGAUGGCCCGCACCUUCCGUCUCAGAACCCGCAAGCCCAUGUCCACUCACAGAGUGGUCCUUGGAUGAGCGCCGCGGCGCUGUGUGUCUGCGGGGACUUGGACUCAGACAGUCAGUCAGAGGAGGAUCCAUUUGUCAACUUCCAGUCCCCAAUUCACUCACCAUCAGUUGGACACACGGGUACACAUGAUGCUACUAAUAUCAGCACAACAAUUAGAAGGAUCCAAGCAUAACAGAAGGGAUGGCAUUUGAUUUUCCACCAUAUCAACAUCAGAGGCCACAAACUCAAUCGAUACAAGGCAUGAAUCUGCAUUCUAGGAGCACACUGGUCCUCUAGGUUUGGCCAGAGGAUGAUAGAAAUGGAGCUGUGUGUCGGCGGGGAUUUGGAUGUAGACAGUCGAGGGGUCCAUCUCUCUACUUCCGGUCCCCAACUACUCAACAUCAACUGGACACACAGGCAAACUUAGUCGCUACUUUGACCAGCGCAAUGAUUUGAAGGACCCUGCGUAAGAAGACAAGAGGUGGCACAUUUUAGAGGUUGCAUCAACAUCACAAGCCACACCAUCUAUGCUCAUCUAUUACUGCAUACUGGAUGACAGGAAAGGAAAUGUGUGUCAGUGGGGACUUGGGUUUAGACAGUCAGAGGAUCCAUCUGUCCAUUUCCGGUCCCCGUUUACGCGACAUCAACUGGGGACACAGAGACAUGCCGCUAGUACUAAAGCCAGCGCAAUGAUAUGAAGGACCCGCCCUGCAUAGCAGGCGAAGAGGUGGCACUUUUUGGCUAUGUCAUCAACAUUGGAAGUCACAUGACCUAUGCUAUCAGACAUCACUCUGAGCACACAAAUUCCUCCAGGCGCCGUGAGGAUUGGUCAGCUGUUAAAAAAAACGCUUGACGUAGGGCGCUUUUUUCUACGAGAAGUUGAAAUUUUCUCAACUUUAAAAAGACGCUCUGAGCUGCAGAAAAAAAUGCAGGUGACCGCAUUUUGAAAAAAACUGAGGAUUUAAAAAAAAAAAAACUCCAUUGUUUUUUUUUUUUUUUUUAAAGCCUGAACAUAGCCUAAAAUGAAGUUCUCUUGAGUACAAUCUCUGUCAUCAGCUCAAGCAGAAGGCAGAUUAAGGCAGAACAAACAGGGCAAGGGGAAGGUUUGCUUAGCUUACAAAAGAAAACCACAUUGCGAAGCCAUCAGUUAAUAUCAGGAAAGUAUACAUUUAUAACUAUGGAUGUUUAGGUAUCACACUAGGUAAGCCAAAUGGAAAGUGGUAAAUGUGGUUAUCUCUGGUUAAGUUUCUGUGUUGGUCUUGAGUUCACAAUAAGUGUAUAACUAAAUAAGUUAUAUCUGGGGAAAAUUAAAUUAUUGAGU
Alosa sapidissima (American shad) is the source of this 2681-nucleotide messenger RNA. RefSeq lists its product as uncharacterized. The transcript has 5 exons. NCBI's taxonomy places the organism in Eukaryota, Metazoa, Chordata, Actinopteri, Clupeiformes, Clupeidae. Bases 55 to 1389 code for a protein of 444 amino acids. The record is from RefSeq and is a predicted model, not a curated record.